AUGGACGUGGACAGCGACACCGAAAGCGAAAUCAACUCUGUGCGCUCAGGAAUGCCUCCCCCUAGCGAGUCGGACUACAGUAUGGCAAGCUCACUCACCUCUUACGACGUAGACCCGUCCAUGCGUUCAGAAUCCCCGGAAUCAGUCCUUUCUCUGACCGAUUCAAUGCAAGCAAACUUCCAAAGGCAAGAAUACGGUCGCGGUCUCCAAACGUACUCAGAACUUUACCGUCUUCCCGCAGACGAACAGGAGCUAGAACGACUUGACAAACAGCAUACAAUAUUUGUCGAUAUCAUGGGCGAAAAAUAUGCACCUCCCAUGGAGGCUGUCAUGGCAGACGAUGUCCCGGGGGAGACGAAGGCAUGCUUAGAUCUUGGUUGCGGAAGCGGAAGUUGGAGCGAGGUAGAUGAUGUUAAUCUUGGUUUGGAGCACUUCUACGGAGAUUUCAAUGUUGUACAUGCACGUCUUAUCUCAUCAGGAGUCAAAGACUAUCAUCUUCUUGUCGAUCAGAUGUGCCGUGUUCUGCGGCCUCAUGGCCUACUUGACAUUUCUGAGUUCGAUUUCCACAUGUACGACAAAGACCAUAACCGCCUUGAACUGGGCACUCACGAAGUCGCUCCGCCUUGGUGGGCCCGUUGGAUGUCAUUUUUGGCUGCCUCGAUCAAGAACAUCGGCGGAGAUGUGGACGCUGCAACGCAUCUUCACGAAUGGGUACUAAGCAAUCCCUUGUUCGAAGAUGUCGUAUAUAGAGAAUUUUGGUUGCCAAUAGUCCCUCCGCCUUACAGUCCCAAUGAAACAGAGGCUACACGGCGGUUUUAUCGGAAAAUGAAAGAAAAUACAACGGCAUUUCUAGGCGCUGGUAGGCCUUUACUUUUGGGAAGUGGCCUGCCGGAGGAGAUUGUUGACACCCUGGAACAAGGCGCAAUACGAGAAAUGGAAGAGCGAAAAGUUACACAAUACACGCGAUUACAAUGUGUAUACGCUCGGAAGAAAGUAAGGUACCUAAGCGAGAUGAAGUUCAUAGCGCUUGAGCCAGCCUCAUCCAACAACACUUUCAGCUCGCAAUUACAUGCCUAUGUGUCGCCUGCUCUACAGGACUAUCUAAUCAAACAUUCUCAAAUGGAUAUGAAUUCCCGCCUUGAAGUUAUCGACCGGAUCGUAAAUCCUAGCAUUGAGGAUGCUUCAAAGUUUUUAGCACGAUUACAAUUAGCUGAAACGCCAACGGCUUCCGAGGUUCACAACGAUAUAGAAAAAAGGCUUCUUUUACCUCCCAGUACUUUCCCAGACCAAUGGCUACCUUCUUAUCAAAUCUCCGUUCCUGAUUUGCUGAACGCAGAGCCGGCGCCUCCACCUACAGUCUUAAACUUUAUUCGUUCUGGCCUUGAUGGAAGGGUAACGGGAUACAGGGAGACGGUUCCAGUUCGUCAAAAAACUGGCUCGACAUCAACGUCGCUUGACAGAACCCCGGCACCCAGCAAAAAUUUUGUAAGAGGGAAAUCUGGAUAUGUACCGUUUUGGCCGGGAGGAUUUGAGGACACACAGCUUGAACUAUCCAAAGAUAGCAAGAAUACGGAGCAACCAAAGGGCAUCAGGACAAUUCCGCCUGGGUUUGAGAGGGGUCUGCGCCUUCCUGGAGAUCCAGUCGAGGAUGAGAAUUUAGUUGAUUUUGAACAGGACGUUGAAGCAGAUGUGGAUGAAGCAGAGAAUGAGGCUGACGUAGAAGACGAGAUUCCUCUGGAUCAGACCAAGGAAGUAGAUGCCCUUCUACCCGCUUCGCGCUCAAACCUUAGGCCUGUUGGGUUGAAGAAACGACGCAUGAAGAGAGUUAUGGCUCAAACACGGGAUUGGGCACAUGUCAUCGACGUCAAUAUGCCUCUAACGAACUUUCACGAACUUGUCCCAGAAAUGGCCCAUAAAUACCCCUUUGAACUUGAUACUUUUCAAAAACAAGCGGUAUAUCACCUUGAAAUGGGUGAUUCAGUUUUUGUUGCUGCUCAUACCUCUGCAGGAAAAACUGUGGUGGCCGAGUAUGCUAUAGCUUUGGCCGAGAAGCAUAUGACACGAGCUAUAUAUACAUCCCCUAUCAAAGCCCUCUCAAAUCAAAAGUUUCGUGAUUUCAAGCAAACAUUUUCUUCUUCAUCGGUCGGAAUUCUAACUGGAGACGUUCAAAUAAAUCCUGAAGCAAGUUGCUUGAUUAUGACUACCGAAAUCUUGCGAAGCAUGCUCUACAAAGGUGCCGAUCUUAUACGCGACGUGGAGUUUGUCAUAUUUGACGAAGUACACUAUGUCAAUGACGCUGAGCGAGGUGUCGUUUGGGAAGAAGUCAUUAUCAUGCUCCCUGACCAUGUCAAUAUCAUCUUGUUGUCCGCAACCGUCCCGAACACAAAAGAGUUUGCUGAUUGGGUUGGGCGGACGAAGAAAAAGGAUAUUUAUGUGAUAUCUACACCUCAACGUCCCGUUCCACUUGAACAUUAUCUAUAUGCUGGUCGUGAUACGUAUAAGAUUGUCGAUGCACAGAGAAACUUUGUUAGCCAAGGAUACAAAGAAGCUGGAGAAGCUUUGCGGCGAAAACAAGAUAAAGAACGCGAAGCUGCAGGACUCCCCCCUGUUCAACGUGUUGGUGCUCGUGGCACCGCCCCAGCCCAGCGAGGACAGCAACGCGGUGGCGGUGGUCGAGGUGGUCCUGUACCUCUGAGAGGUGGGCGUGGCGGCAGCGGAGGAGCACCUGGGAGAACAAUUCACACCGGAGCGGACAAAAAUCUUUACGUGCACCUGCUUGGUCAUCUGCGUAAAAAGGCCCUACUCCCGGUUGUUGUUUUCACCUUCUCGAAGAAACGUUGCGAAGAGAACGCUGCGACAUUAACAAAUGCAGAUUUGUGUACGUCUGUGGAAAAGAGCGAAGUUCACGUCGCCGUUGAGAAGGCACUCGCCCGUCUGAAGGGCUCGGAUAGAAAACUUCCACAGAUUGUGAGAACUCGGGAUUUACUAUCUCGUGGAAUUGGUAUUCAUCACGGUGGUCUUCUUCCAUUGGUGAAAGAGUUGGUAGAGAUCUUAUUUGCUCGUGGAUUGGUGAAGAUACUUUUUGCCACAGAAACCUUCGCCAUGGGCGUAAACAUGCCAGCAAAAUGCGUGGUUUUCUCCAGUAUUAGGAAGCACGAUGGUCGCAAUUUUCGUGAUAUUCUUCCCGGUGAAUAUACGCAGAUGGCCGGUAGAGCUGGUAGACGUGGUCUUGACCCUACUGGGACGGUUAUUAUUAUUGCAAACGACAAUCUGCCUGAGCAAACGACACUCCAUACUAUGAUUCUUGGCGUCCCAGGAAAGCUUUCUUCUCAAUUCCGAUUAACGUAUAACAUGAUUUUAAACUUACUACGAGUGGAAGCUUUGAGGGUGGAAGAGAUGAUUAAACGUAGUUUCUCCGAAAAUUCUUCCCAACGACUUUUACCCGAGCAGCAACAGAAGGUGAUAGAGAGCGAAAGGUCUCUAUCCGCCUUGCCACGGUUGGAUUGCCCAAAGUGUUUGCCGGAUAUCGAGCAUCAUUAUGAUCAAACUCGAGAUAUCAUAGAAAAAAAUCAAAGCCUGUUGGAAAUGGCACUCAGUCAAUCUCAAGGUUCCAAGAUACUCAAUGCUGGACGUGUUGUCAUUUUACGGGAUGGGCACUUCCGACUUAACAACGUUGCUGUGAUUCUCAAACAAGCCCCUAUUCAAACCUUGGACUCUGGACUGCUCGCCAAGGUUAAGACUUAUUUUGUGCUUGCUUGGGUCCAUCCAAAUACUAAGAGUGGUGGAGAAGAUAUCGAAUCCUAUGCCAUUCCCCCUGCAUGGCCAAUAAAACCCCAGCAACUGAAAGUCGAAUCCGGAGUUUAUGAACUAACAGCUGUUCCGCUAACUAGUAUUGUCAUGGUUAGCAACCGCAUGAUUCAGGUUCAGGUCAAUGACAUUGUCGAUCGGCAUCUGAUUUCACGAAUGAAAGAUGCCAUCUCAUCUCUCCAGUCAGUUGUUGAAGAAUGGUCAUCAGGGGAAUCGAUACCAGAGGUUGACUGGAGCCGGAUGCGUUCUUUGGAGUUCCAAGAAGUUCUACGCUCUCGAGAUUUUCUGGUCAGACAAAUCCAGAACAAUAUCUGUGUUAUGUGUCCGGAUUUUGAUCAUCAUUAUAGGCUGAUACACGGACAGAAGAUACUCCGAGCUAACAUAGCCUUCUUAAAACUUGCGAUAUCGGAUCAAAACUUGGAGUUAAUACCAGACUACGAACAACGCAUUGCUGUUUUGAAAGACCUCAAAUUCAUCGAUGAAAAUUCUACCAUCCAGUUGAAAGGCCGUGUGGCUUGUGAGAUCAAUUCAGCGAAUGAGCUUGUCCUGACUGAGCUGAUUUUGGAAAACACAUUGGCCAGUUAUGACCCUGAGGAAGUUGUUGCUUUACUGUCGUGUUUUGUUUUCCAAGAAAAAACGGACGUGGAGCCUCUGCUAUCACCAAAGCUGGAAGUGGGCCGAGAUGCCAUCGUGGCAAUUAGCGACCGAGUUGGCAGAGUUCAAGACUUCCACAAGGUUUCUGUAGAAGAAUUCCGAUCCAACCUCAAGUUUGGGCUCGUCGAAGUGGUCUAUGAAUGGGCUAAAGGCAUGCCAUUCGAACAAAUAACUGCACUGACAGACGUCGCGGAAGGGACCAUUGUUCGCGUUAUCACUCGACUAGAUGAGACUUGCCGUGAAGUUCGAGAUGCCGCUCGUGUUAUAGGCGAUGCUGAACUGUUCAAGAAGAUGGAGGAGUGUCAGAUCAAGAUCAAACGAGACAUUGUGUUUGCUGCUAGCUUGUACUUUUAA
This is a messenger RNA of Psilocybe cubensis, 4815 nucleotides long. RefSeq names its product Putative ATP-dependent RNA helicase. Gene Ontology annotation, biological process: nuclear-transcribed mRNA catabolic process, 3'-5' exonucleolytic nonsense-mediated decay. The transcript has 28 exons. The record is from RefSeq and is a predicted model, not a curated record. The coding region runs from base 1 to 4815 and encodes 1604 amino acids. Lineage: Eukaryota; Fungi; Basidiomycota; Agaricomycetes; Agaricales; Agrocybaceae. Gene Ontology annotation, molecular function: nucleic acid binding; RNA helicase activity; ATP binding. Gene Ontology annotation, cellular component: Ski complex.